Molecule: messenger RNA, 1569 nt
Organism: Lasiodiplodia theobromae
Lineage: Eukaryota; Fungi; Ascomycota; Dothideomycetes; Botryosphaeriales; Botryosphaeriaceae
Product: Transcriptional regulator
Exons: 4
Coding region: 1-1569 (522 amino acids)
Biological process (GO): negative regulation of silent mating-type cassette heterochromatin formation; negative regulation of rDNA heterochromatin formation
Cellular component (GO): Rpd3L complex; cytosol
Source: RefSeq, a predicted model, not a curated record
AUGGCUGGCCAGCAGUUCGUCUUCGCCGAGGCCAUCGUUGGCAUGAAGAAAGCCGUCGCGCGAUAUGAUGCUUCUGACGAGGACGACUCCGCCGCCGAGAUCGCUCGCUCUGUCCAGCACAAGCUCAAGCGCAAGGCUCCGCGAUCCCACUCAAUUCUGGACAACGGCCGCUUCAUCUACAAAAAGCCCAAAAUCGACCAUGCCGGCUACAAACGGCACAUCAUAGCUCGCAACCCCCCUCUAAUUGACGAAGAUGGCGACGAGAUCGAAGACAUUGACGAUGAUGAGUCUAUUGAUGGCUCACUGGCCGGGGACAAUCCGUAUGGAGAUAUCAGACUAGAGGAGCUCCUCGCGCCUUUGACAUCCGCUGCCGACCUGGCGACGCACCCUUCCAUGUCCAUACCGUACUACUCGAACCAUAUCACCGAACUGGCGAACAAUUCACGCGAAGUUCUGCAGAGGGAAGAAAAGAGUCUUUGGCGGGCAAAAGCUAUCAUGGCGAAGCUUCUCGGUGACGAUACAUGGCUUCCGGUAGGCUUGAUGGAAACAGAAUAUGAUAGAGAGGUCCUAAACGAGGGGAGUGCUCUUGUUGCCGCCGCUGCUUCGGCGUCUGUGGGGUCUCUGGAUGCGGACAACGCCGAGCGGCAAGGCGCGAGCUGGGAGGACCCUAUCAAAGCGUCAGAAGACACCAACAUGCAAGAGGCCUCUCAGCCAGCGGGCGUCCAGCAGGCGGAGCCUCAAGCACCAACCGGAGACAACGAUGUUCCUAUGGAAAAUGGCACCGAGGCGCAAGACAGUGGUUCGACGAGGGGUGAAUUGACCCAGCAAACCGAGCCUCAGCACAAUGCUCAAUCGAACGGCACCCACCCAGACCCAAGUUCGGACGCGUCAGGCCAGGUUCCCCACCAAAAUGGCACUCGACAAAACGGUACAGAGGGGGGCCGACAAGCGGCGAACGACGAUGGUCUCAAGGACGAGGAUCAGGGCGCAUCUGCAGAGAGCGCCGGGGACAAGAUGCAAGUUGACAUGGCCAAUGGGACGGCAGAGGAUGGCGGCAACGACGCGCAUUCGGACGACGGCGAAGACAGCAACAGCCAGCAAACGUCACACCGCAUGACGACCCGCGCGCAACGCCGUGCGAACUCGCAACCAUCUUCGGCGCCGGGAUCCCCGCGUACGCUAUCCCCCGAGUCGCCUGCAGAGCCGCCGGUCCAUCCUUUAUUCCAGUUCCCCGUCGAGAACCUCGUCGACCGCGACAUGGGUCUUCCGCAAAACGAGGCGGAGGAUACACGCACAUGGCUGCUCAUGUACAUCCAAAAGCAGGAGGAAGUUGUCAGGCAGACACGCGCGCUUUAUACGGGGUUGAUGCAGGCGGACCGUAAGCGCAAGAUGGUGCUGAAGUGGGCCAAGGCGGAAGGCCACGUUGGAGAGAUGAGUGAUGGCGAGGAUUGGGUCGACAAGGAAGAAUGGGGCCUGACGGAAGACUUGGUUAAAGGCAAAGAGGAAGAGGAAGAGGAAGGGGUGGUACAAGGCAAGAAGACGAGAGCAAGGCGGAGAGAGGAAAAGUAG